CUACAAACAGCAAUCUCCCCAGUCACUUGCUUUCAUAAUUCUUCAAUCAUGUCUGCAAAUACUACUACACCUCAUCCUGUUUCUGCAGAGGUAGCUGCCAGGAUCGCUACCACGCCUCAUGAAGGGCUACAGUCUCUCUGUGACAUCACGGAGGACCUGACCAUCGGGCAAGCGAAAUAUCACAAGUACAACCCAAGGACUUACUUUACGACUCUGAUUGACGACCCAGAUUUUCUUCUGAAGUCAAUGUGUCAUGCUAACGUAGGUCUCUCAGGAUCUAGAGCUGCAGCUUUCUUCUACCCACAUGCUUGUACACCAGAGUCAGACUGGGACUUUUACUGCUCUGGAGGAGACGUGGCCGUCGCCAAAUUCACUCAUCUGCUCACGAGUCUGGGCGCAACAUGGGGGAUCAACAAGAAGAGCAACAAGGAAACCAACGAGGCUGAAAGAAAAAAGUAUGGGGAAUACAGCGACAACUUCAGCACGGUCGAAGGUCAACUGAAUGGGCAUAGCAUCCAAGUCAUGUGGGACCACGAGAUCAGAAAGGGUGCGUUCCAGACGAUCUUGGAGUUCCAUUCGAGCAUUGUUCAGUGCUUCAUCUCAGCAUCGUGCGCUGUAUCGAUGUAUCACAACAUCAGCUCGCAGAAUCAAUUGGUGGCCUGGUAUCUUGAUUGGGUCCUGCAUCCAGUGAAGCGUGCCAAAGCUCCUAAGUGUGUUGCCAAGUAUGUAUCUCGGGGCUUCGAAGUCGUUCCAUACUCAAGAAAGCUCGUGGGACUACCUAAUUAUGCGCAAGAAUCAGCCUUGAACCUUCCAUCCAUGCCAAGAGCGGUUUCAGACAAAGGAUGUCUCCUCAUCAAUUUCGACGUUUAUCAGGAAGCCCCUAACGCAGUCGAUACCGCCCUGCACAGUGCGACCAUGGAGGAGAUCAUGAAUCUCCGCUGGACGGAGGAACUAAACUCUGAGCUAUGUGGACCUGAAACGAGAUCUAUAAGAGGCAUGUAUCGGGCACUCCGCUCCGUGGAGCCAGAACACUGCCUUAGAGGUUACUUGAAAACCGAUGGUAGCUAUGCGAGUCAUCGUGCCAUUAUGAGCGAAGUUACCUUGAGACUUGAGAAAGUGGCGGAAGAACCUGAAGUCCAAAGACUUGCAUGGGGAGGAAAGCCUUAUGGUGAUGAGAUUGAUCCUGACACCUGGACUUCAUAUCCUGUACCCUGGAUGCCAGUUUCACCUGCGAUUCGUGGCGGGUGGUAUCAGAUCAACGAUAAGUUGAACUACCCGCCUGUCUAG
This is a messenger RNA of Mollisia scopiformis, 1287 nucleotides long. RefSeq lists its product as uncharacterized. Bases 49 to 1287 code for a protein of 412 amino acids. The record is from RefSeq and is a predicted model, not a curated record. The transcript has a single exon. NCBI's taxonomy places the organism in Eukaryota, Fungi, Ascomycota, Leotiomycetes, Helotiales, Mollisiaceae.